Helianthus annuus (common sunflower) is the source of this 1718-nucleotide messenger RNA. RefSeq names its product protein CLT1, chloroplastic. The transcript has 10 exons. The coding region runs from base 100 to 1452 and encodes 450 amino acids. The record is from RefSeq and is a predicted model, not a curated record. Lineage: Eukaryota; Viridiplantae; Streptophyta; Magnoliopsida; Asterales; Asteraceae.
AAGGAUAACAAUUCAAAAACGGCAGAUGUUCAUCUUCAUAUACAUAUACAAUACAUUUUCCCUUGUUCCGAUCCCUCAUUCUCCUUUCCAUUCCAUUCCAUGGCGGCCUCCACUCACCGAAUCUUGUCUUCCUCCUCCUCCAAUUUUCCCAGACAAAGCAUUCGAAACCGGCGUCUUCUAUCCUCUGAAUCCCAAUUCCUCCCCUAUCCAACAGCAAAUCAACCAAAACCACAACCUAUCCUUCUCCGGCAGUGGACGCGUCAAAGGAAAUUGAGCAGUACCAUUUGCUGGUACGCCUUACAUGAUAAUAAAGAGGAGGAGGAUGAAGAACAGGAGGAGCAGGUGGCGGAAAUUGUAAAUUAUGAUUGCCAGCGGCGGCGGAGGGCGGAGGUUGCGGUUGCAGCGGUGGCUACCAUGGGGCUGGGAGUAGGGAAUCGGGUGCUCUAUAAGCUAGCCUUGGUUCCUUUGAAGCAAUAUCCAUUCUUUUUGGCUCAGCUCGCUACUUUCGGAUAUGUGGUUGUGUAUUUCUGCAUAUUACAUUUCCGCCACAGGGCUGGCAUUGUUACCGAUGAAAUGCUUUCCAUCCCCAAAGCUCCACUUCUUGCUGUUGGUCUGGUCGAAGCUAUCAGUGCUGCUUGUGGAAUGGCGGCUGGAGCCGUUCUUUCAGGAGCAGCUAUUCCAAUUUUGUCACAGAGCUUUCUAGUUUGGCAAAUCAUAUUGUCAUAUCUUUUUCUUGGAAGGAGAUAUAAAUUCAACCAGUUACUUGGCUGCUUCCUUGUUGCCGUUGGUGUGGUUGUUACUGUUGCCAGUGGGUCUAGUGCCGGUUCAUUGAUGGAGGCUGGUUUAUUUUGGAGUCUCCUAAUGAUCGUGUCCUUUCUGUUUCAAGCCGCCGACACCAUAUUGAAGGAAGUCAUUUUUCUGGAUGCUGCAAAGAAGUUAAAGGGAGGCUCGGUGGAUCUGUUUGUUAUAAAUUCGUAUGGAUCUGCAUUUCAGGUAGUGUUUUAUAUAUGUUUUGGGCAGGCGAUUUUUAUAUGCCUUCUUCUACCAUUCUUGUCGAGGUUAUGGGGCAUUCCCUUUCGUCAACUGCCAAACUAUCUUUCAGAUGGUGCAGCUUGCUUUUUGAACAUGGGCACUAUAUCAAGUGGAUGUGAGGGAGCUCCCCUGCUACCAGUAUUGUUUUGUAUGGUGAAUAUGGGUUACAACAUAUCGUUGUUGCAUCUCAUAAAAAUCUCAUCUGGGGUUGUAUCUUCCCUUGCCUCCACAGUUUCAGUUCCAAUAUCUGUAUUUGUGUUCACACUUCCAUUACCAUACUUGGGGGUGGCAUCCUCCCUUCCAUCAGGGUUCAUAGCAGGUGCAGUUGUGCUUGUCAUGGGGAUGUUGAUAUAUGCCUGGACACCAUCCACUUCUACUCCACCUCCCAUUCCAUCACCUGUCACCACCUCUUCACUGUGACAUAGAAAUAGCAGCUACUUGUCAACCCGCCAUUGACGUCUUCUUUUUCCCAAUAAACCAGCCGGCCUGAGUUUGCCGCCAGGAAGAAACUAUAUUAUAUGAGUCUCUGUCAGACAAGUUUUUUUUUUUUUUUUUACCUUAUAAAUGGUCAAAACCGACCAAUGAAGUUUUUUUUUUUUUUUUUUUUUUGUAUUUUUAUGGUGAUUUUGUCUUCCUGAAUCUUUAAAAAACACUAAAAUUCGAAAUGUUAAUAUAAUCUUGGUCAA